Molecule: messenger RNA, 1618 nt
Organism: Herpailurus yagouaroundi (jaguarundi)
Lineage: Eukaryota; Metazoa; Chordata; Mammalia; Carnivora; Felidae
Product: killer cell lectin-like receptor 2
Exons: 8
Coding region: 782-1603 (273 amino acids)
Source: RefSeq, a predicted model, not a curated record
UUAUGUUAGCAAAAAACAUGGAAACCACCCAGAUGCCCAACCGUAGGGGAUUGCCUGAAUAAAUUGUGAUAUAAUCUGUCUGGGUAAUGACUAUAUAUGGUUUUUAAAAUCACAUUGUAGAUGAAUAUUUUUUAAAUGAGGAAACACUUAUUAGGAAAUAAUCAAAAACAUCAUGUAUGGAACGAUUCCAACUUUGAUAAUAAACCCAGUGUGUGGAUAGAAAAACUAGAAGAAUAUACGUCAAAAUUUUUGUAGUGGAAUUAUGGACAUGUAAAAACAACUUCUGAAAUACAUUUAUCUGUAGUACACAUAAAUGGAAAAAAGAAAAAAUACAUUUUUUUCAAAUAGCAACAUGGAAGACAAAGUUGCUAACAGGCUAUUUGAGAGUUAAAGAAUUUAGUUACUUAGAAUUUAGAACAAAACUGUGUUCAUUUAUAUGUUCAGUCCUCAAAUAAUCGAUUUUGACUGUUAUUUUGCAAAGAGUUCGAAGUGGUUGGUUAGUUGAAAUGGAGGAAGAUAUACCUCAACAUCAGCCUUUUGAUAUCAUUUCCUUUCACCACUUUGGUCAAGAGGAGGGGCACUAAUUUUUGCAGUGUGAGCACCAUUCAGAGACAAUUCAUUUCCGCCUUCUGUCUUAUAGUCCUGACGCACACAAGGGACCCAGGAUUGGAAAGGCCAGCUUCUUCCACCGCCUUUCUGGAUCAGUGUUCUCCACCUGCAUCACUGCCUGACAUAGACACAGAUAUCAUCUCUUCACACUGAUUAAUAUAAGAACCAAGAGAUGAGCGAUCAGAAAGUGAUUUAUUCCACCCUGAGAUUUCUUCAGUCUCCUUCAGAGUCACAAAAUAGAAUAAGGCCAGGUAGGACUCAAAGGCCUGGGAAAACUGAUGACAAAGAGUUUUCAGUGCCAUGGCAUCUCAUUGCAGUGAUUCUUGGGAUCCUCUGUUUACUACUAUCGGUGACAGUUGCAGUGUUGGGGACAAAGAUUUUUCAGUAUAUUCAAGAAAACCAUCAGCAGAGGGAAAAUAUAAGAAAUUUGAGUCAAGAGUACCGAAUUGUGCAAAAUGACAGCUACUUCAAGGAGCAACUUUUGACAAAUAAGAUUUUGGAAUGUAACAGUCGUGAAAAUGAAAGUCUUCAGCAGAAAAUGAAGCAGGAUUUUAUAGAAAGGACAUGCCAGAGAAAAAAUAUAGGCAAACUCUACGAAAGCCACUGGUCCUGUUGUGGAAUAAAGUGUUACUAUUUUAUUCCUGAAUAUAAAAACUGGAAGGGAUGUAAACAGACCUGCCAAAGCUAUAAUUCAUUUCUUCUGAAGAUAAAUGAUCAAGAUGAACUGACCUUCAUUCAAACCCAAACUUAUAGGAAUUACUACUGGAUUGGAUUAUCAUAUAAUCGAGGAGAAAGAAAAUGGAAAUGGAUUGACAGUGACCCACUUUUGGGGAUGCACUAUGCAUUCAUGAAUAUUUCUGGGAGAGGACAAUGUGCAUUUUUAUCUUCAACAAGAAUAACAAAUGCUGAGUGCUCUCAGAUGUACAAUUGUAUCUGUGAGAAGACAAUUGGUGAUAUUUUCUUUCCCUGCUUCAAUAAUUAUAAGAAAAGAUGAGAUAGAAUUUUGUAA